Messenger RNA from Pangasianodon hypophthalmus (striped catfish), 6645 nucleotides. RefSeq lists its product as uncharacterized. Bases 785 to 4114 code for a protein of 1109 amino acids. The record is from RefSeq and is a predicted model, not a curated record. Gene Ontology annotation, biological process: regulation of apoptotic process. The transcript is spliced from 6 exons. Lineage: Eukaryota; Metazoa; Chordata; Actinopteri; Siluriformes; Pangasiidae.
GCUUUGUUGUUCUGCUGUGUAGAUCACAGUUCAGCUCUGGUGAGAUCACACAAACUGAAACACAGCUGUGUGUAACAAAUCUCCUGCUCAUUCACAGUCACCAUGGCAGAUAUUUUUCUGAAGAAAUACAUGAGUGAAUUUAUACAAAAGAUAAGAAAUCCAAUGGGAUUGGCUGAUGAUCUGUAUGCCAAGAACUUUAUUCAAAAGGAAAUGUAUCAAAACAUCAAAACCCAGGAAACCAACCUAAGAAAAACUCGUGAAAUUUAUGAGAGUCUCAAUAGCACAAAGCACUAUGACUUCAUGUGUGAUUGGUUGAAGGAGAAUGAGUCAGAUGUGUUUGAAGAACUGGAACUUUUACACAGAAAGAGAGACACUGAGGCUGAAGCACCACAGAGUCCCCCUUGUGCCGCCAAAACAGCUCUGACCCGUCGAGGCAUGGACUCCACAAGACCUUUGAAGGUGCGCUGUGGUAUCUGGCACCAAGACUUUAGCACCAGAUCCUUUAAGUCCUGUAAGUUUCGAGGGCCUCAUGGAUCUGACUUGUUUGUUCAGCAUAUCCCACAGAUGCUCGAUCACCUUGAGAUCUGGGGAAUUUGGAGGCCAAGUCUUGAACUCUUUGUGCUGUUCCUCAAACCAUUCCUGAACAAUUUUUGCAGUGUGGCAGGGCACAUUAUCCUGCUGAAAGAGGCUACUGCCUUUAGGGAACACCGUUGCCAUGAAGGGGUGUACUUGGUUUGCAACAAUGUUUAGGUAGGUGGUAUGUGUCAACGUAACAUCCACAUGAAUGCCAGGACCCAAUGUUUCCCAGCAGAACAUUGCCCAGAGCAUCACACUGCCUCCGCCGGCUUGCCUUCUUCCCACAGUGCAUCCUGGUGCCAUCUCUUCCCCAGAAAAAAAAGCCAGACUCGAGAAUGAGGAUGAAACAGAUUUUACAAUAUUUCCUGAUCUUAAGAGGAUAUCAACAUUCGCCAAACUGGAGAGAUGGGUGUCUGAACCAGAAAUCAGCCAAAAGCUGAUUAGUGACUUGGAGAGACAACUUGGCGAUAAAGGCAUGGCAGAUUUGAAAAAAAAAUUAAAGGACAAAGAACCCAAAAAUAUUUUAUGCUUCAAUGCUAACAAUAUUGAUAACAUCAGGAAAAAUAAGGAACUUGACAAGUUUCUCAGCAAAACAAAUAACACAGAAAUUCCUAAACUGACAUUUAGCAUGUUUUUUAAGAAAGGUGGUUCUGUGUCAUCAGGAAAUAAUGCUCAAAGCUCAGACAUGCAGGAAACACGCAUUCAUGAGAUGAAAGAGCAACCUCAAAGAUUCAAUGUUCCAAAUGUCCCAAGACAUAUAGAUGUAUCGCUGUCCCAAUACGACCCAUUCACCAAAAAAAAACCACUAGAAGAUGAUCUUGGAAGUACAGACAUGAAGGAACCAUGGACUGAUAAGAUAGAUGAGCAACUUAAAAGAUCAAAUGUUCCAAUGCAUGAAGAUGAAUCUCUGCACCAAAAGGAGCAAAUCACCAAAAAAGAAACACCACUAGAAGAUAGACUUGGAAGCACGGACAUGCAGGACGCAAACAUUGAUGAGAUAGAUGAGGAGUCUCAAAGAUCAAAUGUUCCAAUGCAUAUUGCAUCUCUGCACCAAGAUGAGUCAAUCAUCAAAAACAAAAUGCCACUAGAAGACAGAUGUGGAAACAUGAACAUGCAGCACAAUGAGCAAGCAAAUAUGCAGGUUAAUCCUGAGCCUUUUUCUUCGAAGCAGCUGCAGGACAACAGUCCAGGCUCAGCAUCAAAGUAUAGCUACUCUACCAGUUUAGAGUAUUUGCCACAAAACAAUAAAAGAUUACCAGAGGAGGAAGUCCUGGCUGUGUUCAGUGACACUGGAGACAAGGAUAUUAUGAUUCAUGAGAAUAAAGACAAUGAGAAUGAGUCCAAAACCACUGAACAGCCCUGUGGUGGAUCAUUCCUCCAAAUGCACCAUGAGGUCAAAGCUGAUGCACCAUCACAGGAACCUACAGACAUGCAGGGUACACACAUUGAUGAAAAGGAAGAACAAUCUCAAAGAUCAAAUGUUCCAAUGUAUGAAGAUUUAUCUCUGUACCAAAAUGACCCAUUCACCAAAAAAGAAACACCACUAGAAAACAGAUGUGGAAGCACGGACAUGCAGGAAACACGCAUUCAUGAGAUGAAAGAGCAACCUCAAAGAUUCAAUGUUCCAAAUGUCCCAAGACAUAUAGAUGUAUCGCUGUCCCAAUACGACCCACUCAUCAAAAAAGAACCACUAGAAGAUGGACUUGGAAGUACAGACAUGAAGGAACCAUGGACUGAUAAGAUAGAUGAGCAACUUAUAAGAUCAAAUGUUCCAAUGCAUGAAGAGGAAUCUCGGUACCAAAAGGAUCAAAUCACCAAAAAAGAAACACCACUAGAAGAUAGACUUGGAAGCACGGACAUGCAGGACACAAACAUUGAUGAGAUAGAUGAGGAGUCUCAAAGAUCAAAUGUUCCAAUGCAUAUUGCAUCUCUGCACCAAGAUGAGUCAAUCAUCAAAAACAAAAUGCCACUAGAAGACAGAUGUGGAAACAUGAACAUGCAGCACAAUGAGCAAACAAAUAUGCAGGUUAAUCCUGAGCCUUUUUCUUCGAAGCAGCUGCAGGACAACAGUCCAGGCUCAGCAUCAAAGUAUAGCUACUCUACCAGUUUAGAGUAUUUGCCACAAAACAAUAAAAGAUUACCAGAGGAGGAAGUCCUGGCUGUGUUCAGUGACACUGGAGACAAGGAUAUUAUGAUUCAUGAGAAUAAAGACAAUGAGAAUGAGUCCAAAACCACUGAACAGCCCUGUGGUGGAUCAUUCCUCCAAAUGCACCAUGAGGUCAAAGCUGAUGCACCAUCACAGGAACCUACAGACAUGCAGGGUACACACAUUGAUGAAAAGGAAGAACAAUCUCAAAGAUCAAAUGUUCCAAUGUAUGAAGAUUUAUCUCUGUACCAAAAUGACCCAUUCACCAAAAAAGAAACACCACUAGAAAACAGAUGUGGAAGCACGGACAUGCAGGAAACACGCAUUCAUGAGAUGAAAGAGCAACCUCAAAGAUUCAAUGUUCCAAAUGUCCCAAGACAUAUAGAUGUAUCGCUGUCCCAAUACAACCCACUCAUCAAAAAAGAACCACUAGAAGAUGGACUUGGAAGUACAGACAUGAAGGAACCAUGGACUGAUAAGAUAGAUGAGCAACUUAAAAGAUCAAAUGUUCCAAUGCAUAAAGAGGAAUCUCGGUACCAAAAGGAUCAAAUCACCAAAAAAGAAACACCACUAGAAGAUGGACUUGGAAGCACAGACAUGCAGAAUACACACAAUGAUAAGAUAGAUGAGGAACAUCAAAAAUCAAAUGUUCCAAUGCAUGCUGCAUGUCUGCACCAAGAUGAGUCAAUCAUCAAAAACAAAAUGCCACUAGAAGACAGAUGUGGAAACAUGAACAUGCAGCACAAUGAGCAAGCAAAUAUGCAGGUUAAUCCUGAGCCUUUUUCUUCGAAGCAGCUGCAGGACAACAGUCCAGGCUCAGCAUCAAAGUAUACACAAAGCAAUAGCACAGAGUUCUUGGCUCAGUAUAAAAACACAGCCAUACUAGCUCCAAACAGAGAUGUGAAAGAUCAGACUGAAGCUACAAAAAAGAGGGAAAAGUCAAAAUGCCAGAAGGAAAAGAAGAAAAAAUCAAAGGAUGACCUGCUUCUUGACUGGGCAAUGAGACAAUGUAAUGACCGUAAAGAAGAGUUAAAGAACAUAUUGGACCAGAUCUCAAUUAUAAACAUGGCAGAACACAGCGAUUAUCCAUGCUUUACUGCUGAAAAUGUCAUGGUGUACAAGUACUUAACUCCUGAGAGCCAAAUUAUCUUUAUUGCCGAUGACAGUUCCUCCAUCAGCACUAUGACCAUGGUCCAUUAUCACAUGUUUGUGUGUAACAUUAAGAAAGCAAUACUCUUAGGUCCUAAAAAACAAGAUGAACAGGAGAUUCAAUAUAUUGAAUCUAAAGUGCCUGUAGAUACGUGUACAGGCUUUAUUUUCAAAGCGUUCGCUCCUGCUCUUACAGUUUACAAAAAGAUUCAGAAAGAAGAAAAGUUGUAUUCUCUCAUCUGAGUGCAGUGAAAAAUCCCAAAACCUGUAACCGCUCAUGUCAACAAAUAUAUACAUAUAUAUAUAAAUAUUGUCAAACUAGCGGGCUGUAAAUUCAGCUACUGACAAAAUAUUAAUGUGACACGGUAACCAUGUGUCUUUCCAAAAGAACUAAUUUAGGGAUUUCACAGCAAGACUACUUAUACUCACAACAGAAUGCUUAUGCAAUCACACCUUUUAUAUUUUUAUUUGUAAAUAAUUUGGCAAACUUUAUUGGUUUUUUCCCACUUGAAUAUUAUUGUUAUUUUGUGUCGAUUCAUGACCUAAAAUCCCAGUUAGGUCCAUUUCAGUUUUGUAUCACUGCAAAAUGUGGAAAAGUUCAAGGGGGUGAACAAGUAGGGUCUGUGGGAUUAUUUUCCCCGUGUCAAGGUAAACAGGAUGUGUUGGUGGUGGUUGAUAAGUUUUCACAUUGGGUUUGAAGCCUUUCCAACCAAAACAGGGAUAGCCAUUCAUUCAGACCAGUGCAUUCAUUCAGACCACAGAAUUCACUUUUCUGCCCAAGUCAUGCAGGAAGUCAUGAAAAUGUUGAAUGUUCAAUGGACGUUUCACUGCCCAUAUAGGCCUCAGGCUUCUGGACAGGUCGAGUGUCAAAAUCAGACUUUGAAACAGCGAUUGUUAUAGUUACACCAGAGUGGGGUGUUGUGGGUGGAUGCGUUGCCAGCUGUUUUGUGCAGUAUUUGAUCCACAUCUAUGAGAGGGGUCUCAGCCCAUACGGGAUCAUUAUGGGUCGACCAAUGGCCCUACCGGGGACAAUCGAUCUAAGACAAGCAAAUGUGCAUCUUACCUCUAAUGCGCUAAUGAAGUAUUGUGAAGAGCUCACUGAAGCUGUUAGUGCUGCGCAACAGCAUGUCCAGGAGGCAUGGACCUCCCCUAAAAACGUGCUAUUGUGGGGACAUGCUAUUGUGCCAGGACAGUUGGUAAUGAUCAAAAACCACACAGCUGGUUAGAGGCAAAAUGGAAAGGCCCUUUCCAAGUUCUCUUAGUAACUGUUUCGGCAGUGUUGUGUCAGGGAAGUAAGACAUGGAUACAUGCCUCACACUGUAAAGUGGUGCUACCACCUAAAUAGGGACAGUUUGGGUGGCUCUGAGAGGAGAGCUUUGAGAGGAUCCGAUGGCAUUUAGGCCGCGGGGGUUAAACUCAAAGUGAAGAUUCCCUUUUCCCCAAAAUGCGAUUAGCGCUCCCUACUCCUCUCAGUGGACAGGACCCAAGUUAGGCAGGGAGAGACAGUAACCCCUUAUAGUGGUAAUUUAUGCAACAUUUGAGCCUACAAUAUCUGGUUAAAUUCCAGUCUAUAUGUGUGUUUUCAAUAAAAGAUUUGGAGAGAAAACAAAUCUUUUUGAAGUUCUGGAAAAAAGGAAAAGAUGCUUCUGUGUCUGCUGUAAGAUACUGCUGUCGUGUGUGUGUGUGUGUGUGUGUGUGUGUGUUUUUUUUGCAGGAAAAACCAGGUGAGGCGUAUAUGAAGUUGGUGCAGGUGCUACGAGAAAACCAAAAGUCUUCUACUGCAUCCAUCGGUUUCCACUCACUCCUAACUGGCCCCAGGACACACUUCAACCCUGUCCACGCUGUGCUGAAGCAAGACCCAUCCGUCUUUGCCAUCAUCACCGCACAAAAGACUGAUUCUAUAGAUUAAUUAAUCAGGCAGUAUCACUGGAUACAAUUUAGACACAGUCACUGGUUUCAUGUUAUAUAACAUUACAUAUGCGGCCACUGCACCUCAGGGUUAUUUGAUUAGGUAUAUCAAGAAGCCUAGUUGUCCUAUUGUGCAUAGUGUAUAGAUCUAGAUGAGAUGCAUGGCCAUGUUAAGUGUGUCGAUCAGUUGACAGUGACUGGUUAGGUGCCUGGCUACGUUCCUGGUGGCAAAUGGUGAAAUUCGACUGUUUCAUGGUUUUCUUUGUCAUCCUCCUGUUAGCUUGUGUUAUGAUUCACUGUUGCUUCAUGUGUAAUUCUAAGAGCAUGAAACAGGCUCAGGUAGCAGAAACUACGGUUAUGUUGACUCUUACUUUUAGGCCUGAUGCCUACAUCUAAUAUGACAUUAUUUUUCUAUGCUUGGUAGAAAGGUAAGUCCUUGGAAUCAACUCCAGAUCUUUGAUCUCCUUAAUUUGUCAUGAAAUAAUGAGGAAACAGGCCACACAUGGCCAUGAAAUUGCUUAUCAGUCAACCGUCCAAUUACUUUUGAGAUCGAUCUAAGACAACCCCUUGAAUAAUCAAAAAAAAAUCUGUGAAAAUGGAGAGACUCUGUAAAAAAUGGCUGUAAUUCCUUUAACAGUUAAUGCAAUAUUUUGGUUAAACCCCUCGAAUUAAAGCUGAAAGUCUCCACUUCAAUCACAUCUUGAUUGCUUCAUUUCAAAUCCAUUGUGGAUUAUGAAAACUCUGUCACUGUCUAAAUACUUAUGGACCCUGCUGUAUUGUAUAAAUAAAAGUAAGGUACUGUAUUAAUACAAUUUUACUUAUCAUUUUUGUUAUUGCAUGCAGUAGCUUUCAAAUAAACGCUGAUA